This is a messenger RNA of Herpailurus yagouaroundi (jaguarundi), 3477 nucleotides long. RefSeq names its product ectonucleotide pyrophosphatase/phosphodiesterase 1 (gene ENPP1). NCBI's taxonomy places the organism in Eukaryota, Metazoa, Chordata, Mammalia, Carnivora, Felidae. Gene Ontology annotation, cellular component: cell surface. The transcript is spliced from 25 exons. The record is from RefSeq and is a predicted model, not a curated record. Bases 1 to 2778 code for a protein of 925 amino acids. Gene Ontology annotation, molecular function: nucleic acid binding; dinucleotide phosphatase activity; polysaccharide binding. Gene Ontology annotation, biological process: nucleoside triphosphate catabolic process; inorganic diphosphate transport; negative regulation of fat cell differentiation.
AUGGAGCGCGGCGGCUGCUCGGGGGGCGGGAGCAGCGGCGGCGAGGGCGGCCGCGGUUCCCGGGAGGGCCCGGCGGGGAACGGCCACGACCCGAGCCACGGCCGCGCGGCCCAGGCACCCGGGGAAGGGCAGGCGGCCGCGUCCUUACUGGCCCCCAUGGACCUGGGGGAGGAGCCGCUGGAGAAGGCGGCGCACGCCCGCACGGCCAAGGACCCCAACACCUACAAGGUGCUCUCGCUGGUAUUGUCAGUCUGUGUGUUAACAACAAUCCUUGGUUGUAUAUUUGGGCUGAAACCAAGCUGUGCCAAAGAAGUUAAAAGUUGCAAAGGUCGCUGCUUCGAGAGAACAUUUGGAAACUGCCGCUGUGAUGUUGCUUGUGUUGACCUUGGAAACUGCUGUCUGGAUUACCAGGAGACGUGUAUAGAACCAGAACACAUAUGGACUUGCAGCAAGUUCAGGUGUGGUGAGAAAAGAUUGCUCAGAAGCCUUUGCUCCUGUUCGGAUGACUGCAGGGACAAGGGUGACUGCUGUGUCAACUAUAGCUCUGUGUGCCGAGGCGAGAAGAGUUGGGUAGAAGAAACAUGUGAGAACAUUAAUGAGCCAAAGUGUCCAGCAGGGUUUGAAGCACCUCCUACCCUCUUAUUUUCUUUGGAUGGCUUUAGGGCAGAAUAUUUACACACUUGGGGUGGCCUUCUUCCUGUUAUUAGCAGACUAAAAAACUGUGGAACAUAUACCAGAAACAUGAGACCAGUAUAUCCAACAAAAACUUUUCCCAAUCACUACAGCAUUGUCACUGGACUUUAUCCAGAAUCCCAUGGCAUAAUUGACAAUAAAAUAUAUGAUCCCAAGAUGAAUGCUUACUUUGCACUUAAAAGUAAAGAGAAAUUUAAUCCUGAGUGGUACAAAGGAGAACCAAUUUGGAUCACUGCUAAAUAUCAAGGCCUGAAAAGUGGUACAUUUUUCUGGCCAGGAUCAGACGUGGAAAUUAAUGGAAUUUUCCCAGACACCUAUAAAAUAUAUAAUAGUUCAGUACCAUUUGAAGAAAGGAUUUUAGCUGUUCUUAAGUGGUUGCAGCUUCCUAAAGAUGAAAGACCACACUUUUACACUCUGUAUUUAGAAGAACCAGAUUCUUCAGGUCAUUCAUAUGGACCAGUCAGCAGUGAGGUCAUCAGAGCUUUGCAGAGGGUUGACAACAUGGUUGGCAUGCUGAUGGACGGUCUAAAGGAGCUGAACUUGCAUCAGUGCCUGAACCUCAUCCUUCUUUCAGAUCAUGGCAUGGAACAAGGCAGUUGCAAGAAAUAUGUGUAUCUGAAUAAAUAUUUGGGAGACGUUAAAAAUAUUAAAAUUGUAUAUGGACCUGCCGCUCGCUUGAGACCCUCUGAUGUCCCGGAUAAGUACUUUUCAUUUGAUUAUGAAGACCUUGCCAGAAAUCUUUCCUGCCGGGAGCCAAACCAGCACUUCAAACCUUACCUCAAGCAUUUCUUACCGAAGCGUUUGCACUUUGCCAAAAACGACAGGAUUGAGCCCUUGACAUUCUAUUUGGAUCCUCAGUGGCAACUUGCAUUGAAUCCUGCAGAAAGGAAGCAUUGUGGAAUUGGAUUCCAUGGUUCUGACAAUAUAUUUUCAAAUAUGCAAGCUCUCUUUAUCGGCUAUGGACCUGGCUUCAAGCACAGCAUCGAAGUUGACUCUUUUGAAAGUAUUGAAGUCUAUAAUUUAAUGUGUGAUUUACUGAAUUUGUCACCUGCUCCUAAUAAUGGAACUCACGGAAGUCUUAACCACCUUCUAAAGAAUCCUGUUUACACCCCAACGCAUCCCAAAGAAGCCCACCCCCUGGCACAGUGCCCCUUCACGAGAACGCCCAGACAUAACCUUGACUGUUCAUGUGAUCCCUCUGUUUUGCCAGUUGUGGAUUUUGAGAUACAGUUGAAUUUGACUGUGGCAGAAGAGAAGGUUGUUAAGCGUGGCACUGUACCCUAUGGAAGACCCAGAGUUCUCCAGAGGGACAGCACAGUUUGCCUUCUUUACCAGCACCGGUUUUUGAGUGCUUACAGCCAUGACAUCCUGAUGCCCCUUUGGACAUCCUACACUGUCGACAGAAAUGACAGUUUCUCUACAGAAGACUUUUCCAACUGUCUCCACCAGGAUCUUCGAAUUUCCCUCAAUCCUGUCCAUAAGUGUUCGUUUUAUAAAAAUAAUGCUGAACUGAGUUACGGGUUCCUCUACCCACCACAACUAAAUAAAGGUUCAAGUCAACUAUAUUCUGAAGCAUUGCUUAAUACUAACAUAGUGCCAAUGUACCAGAGUUUUCAAGUUAUAUGGCACUAUUUUCAUGGCACCCUACUGCACAGGUAUGCAGAAGAAAGAAAUGGUGUCAAUGUUGUCAGUGGCCCUGUGUUUGACUCUGAUUAUGAUGGAUGCUAUGAUUCCUCAGAGACCCUGAAGCAAAACAGCAGACGCAUCCGUAAUCGAGAAAUUCUGAUCCCGACUCACUUCUUCAUUGUGCUCACAAGUUGUAAAAACACAUCCCAGACUCCCUCACAGUGUGGAGAUUUAGACACCUUAGCUUUCAUUUUGCCUCACAGGACUGACAACAGUGAGAGCUGUGUGCAUGGGAAGCAGGACUCCUCGUGGGUUGAAGAGUUACUGAAGUUACACAGAGCUCGGAUCGCAGAUGUCGAACACAUCACUGGACUCAGCUUCUAUCAAGAGAGAAAAGAGCCAAUCUCAGACAUUUUAAAGUUGAAAACACAGUUGCCAACUUUUAACGAAGAAGACUGAUAUUUUUUAUUCCAAAAAACACAUCAUAAAUGUUUUUGAAAGAACCUUCUAUUUUAUACAGCCCUCUGUUCACGCUGUCGCGUUGUUUGGAAACUGUCGACCAGAGUUAGAGCUGAGAAUCCUCUGUGAUACGACCGUCUCAGGGAACCCUGUGGCCUCGGCCUGGCAGUAGGAAAAUGUUCUUCUUGAGUCUCGCACAUGUUUGAAUGUGUCAGAAUCGUUCCGAUUUGGGAAAUAAAGACAGACCAUACCUAAAACUGCUCUUCUAUAUUCUCUUAAGGGCAGAAGUAGCUGUGAACGUUGUCUGGACACCAGACAUUUGAAUCUUCCUUUCGUUAAUAAACUUCUGUGGAACUGGCAAAUGGGGCGCUAAUGGAUAGGAUUGGAAUAAUCCGUGUUACAGCAUUAGUAUUUUCGUAAGAAUUUAAAAGUGAUUCCGGAUUCUUUUUAACUUGGAGUUUUAUUCAUCUGAGUUUUAACCAAAAAAUCCAGUGGAAGUAAAAAUAUCUCUGAGGCCCUCUUUCUGUCUUUUCUGUAUACCCUUUCAAAAGCCAAACUAUGCAGUCCUGUGGGUUUUUGUUUUUAAUUGUGAUUUAGCAAUUUCAGAUUUAAUGUCUUUAGCAAGUUAAACUUUGAGGCAACAUCUGUGAAUUAUCUAGCAUAUCUACCUGCUAUAAAAUUUUACCCUACAUUUGCAUU